Messenger RNA from Podarcis muralis (Common wall lizard), 1348 nucleotides. It is a transcript of the gene EIF3F, whose product is annotated as eukaryotic translation initiation factor 3 subunit F. Gene Ontology annotation, cellular component: eukaryotic translation initiation factor 3 complex, eIF3m. Gene Ontology annotation, molecular function: translation initiation factor activity; metallopeptidase activity; translation initiation factor binding. Lineage: Eukaryota; Metazoa; Chordata; Lepidosauria; Squamata; Lacertidae. The record is from RefSeq and is a predicted model, not a curated record. Gene Ontology annotation, biological process: translational initiation.
CGGGUCCCUUUCGCCGACAAGAUGGCGGCCGUAGCAGCCAGUUCCCCUCAGAGCGCCGCGACGCCCUCGCCGCCGCCGCCUCCUGCUCCCGCGGCUGCUUCCCCGCCCGCAGCUGCCUCCACCGCCGCCGCCGCCGUUUCGUCGGCGCCUCCCGCGGCUCCCGCUCCGGUUCCCCUCCAGGCCGCCCCGGCGCCGGCCCCGACUCCGGCCCCUGCCCCGCCGCCGGCUCUGGCGGCGCCUUUCCCCGGCGGCCGCGCGGUCCGGAUCCACCCGGUGGUGCUCGCCUCCAUCGUGGACAGCUUCGAGCGGCGGAACGAGGGGGCCGCCCGGGUCAUCGGGACGCUGCUCGGCACCAUUGACAAGCAUUCAGUAGAAGUCACCAACUGCUUCUCAGUGCCUCACAAUGAGUCAGAAGAUGAGGUGGCAGUUGACAUGGAAUUUGCCAAGAAUAUGUAUGAACUGCACAAGAAAGUUUCUCCCAGUGAGAUUAUUCUGGGAUGGUAUGCAACAGGGCAUGACAUCACAGAACACUCUGUCUUGAUUCACGAAUAUUACAGUCGAGAAGCACACAAUCCAAUUCACCUCACGGUGGACACCAGUCUUCAAAAUGGGCGCAUGAGCAUUAAGGCCUAUAUCAGUACUGCAAUGGGAGUCCCUGGUAAGACUAUGGGAGUAAUGUUCACUCCGCUCACAGUGAAAUAUACUUACUACGACACAGAACGGAUAGGUGUUGAUCUCAUCAUGAAGACUUGCUUCAGUCCAAAUCGAGUGAUCAGUUUAUCCAGUGACCUUCAGCAAGUGGGAGCUGCUUCUGCUCGGAUUCAGGAUACCCUGAGCACGGUGCUGCAGUAUGCUGAAGAUGUGCUGUCUGGUAAGGUGACUGCUGACAACACUGUUGGCCGCUUCCUGAUGGACCUCAUCACCCAGGUUCCGAAGAUUUCGCCAGAGGACUUUGAGACAAUGUUGAACAGCAACAUCAACGACCUGCUGAUGGUGACUUACUUGGCAAAUCUCACACAGUCACAGAUCGCACUCAAUGAAAAAAUCCUAAACCUGUAAUUAACUCCUAACCAUCUUAUUAGAGGAGAAGGUGAAGAAAACUGUGGAGUUGUAACCUUGUCAUUCAGUUCUUAUAAUUGGACUAUAACUUUUGAAAUGACUGAUAACUAAACUGUCAACUUUAUCCUGGCCCCUCUUUCCAACCCUUGAAGAACCGCACCCCCAAAAAACAGGAUCACAAAGAGGAAGACAAUAAUUAAAAAUAAGCUAGCAACUCCCAAGCUGCUGAGUCUUGCCCAUUCAUGUUUCGAUCUUAAUAGCCAACCAAGUAAAAUCCCAUUCUUUUUAA